Messenger RNA from Cydia splendana, 860 nucleotides. RefSeq lists its product as uncharacterized. The coding region runs from base 147 to 812 and encodes 221 amino acids. Gene Ontology annotation, cellular component: nucleus; transcription regulator complex. Lineage: Eukaryota; Metazoa; Arthropoda; Insecta; Lepidoptera; Tortricidae. The record is from RefSeq and is a predicted model, not a curated record. The transcript is spliced from 2 exons. Gene Ontology annotation, biological process: regulation of transcription by RNA polymerase II. Gene Ontology annotation, molecular function: DNA binding.
UAUUUAUUUUCCAUCACUUAGCCAGUCCGUGACGUCUGUAGCAUAACGCAUAACGCGUAACGUAUAUGUGUAACGUUACCAUAACGUUAAUUAAAUGGUGUGUCUUGUGUCAACAUUUUUCAAUUUGCAACUAACAUAAGUUUUACAUGACUUCUAAAUUAAAAUCCAAGCGCAAGAACUUUUAUACUUUCGGCGAAAUGGACUUUGACACAGAAGGUUUCAUCGUGGAGGUGCAGAAUCGGCCGGCAAUUUGGAACACGAAAUGCGUGGAGUACAACGAUAGGGAGUUGAGGUUGCAGGCGUGGAAUGAGCUGGUGGACAUAUAUGGAGGGGACCACGAAAUGUCGAGAGCGGAGAGGAAACAACUAGGUGUGCAUCUUCGGAAAAAAUGGAGAAAUGUACGCGACUGCUUCGUCAAAGUGCACAAAGCAAAAACUAAGGGCUGCGAUGAUAAAAAAAAAAUUCACUACGCGCACUAUGACAACCUGCUAUUCUUAGCAGAAACGGUAUCUGGCAAUACCGCUUUUAACGUUGCCGACUUUAAAAACGAAACACAUAACGAUGAAGACGACCCUCUUUCAGUUGUUCGGUUAAAAAAAAGAAGAAAUAUUGACCCUUUAGAGUCUGGGGAUUCUGUCUUAAAUAAAAAAGAAAAAACCCAAGAGCGGGAAAGAAAUAUGGCGGAAGAAGAAGAAGACAGAUUGUUUUUCUUGUCGUUGGUCAAAGAGUUUAAUAAAAUACCGGAGUAUUCGCGAAUACAAGCGAAAAUAGAUCUUUUGCAAGUGAUAAAAGACGCGCAGUAUUCAGAUUAAGUAGUUAGUAGAGUAUAAACAAAUACAAAUCUAACACAAUCUGACAUG